Tripterygium wilfordii is the source of this 402-nucleotide messenger RNA. Its product is annotated as ATP-dependent DNA helicase pif1-like. The coding region runs from base 27 to 317 and encodes 96 amino acids. NCBI's taxonomy places the organism in Eukaryota, Viridiplantae, Streptophyta, Magnoliopsida, Celastrales, Celastraceae. The transcript is spliced from 2 exons. The record is from RefSeq and is a predicted model, not a curated record.
ACAAAGUAUGUAUUCCAAGGAUAAUAAUGUCUGCAACCGAAUAUAAGUGGCCUUUCACAAUCAGGCGUAGACAAUUUCCUUUACGAUUGUCCUACGCAAUGACUAUAAAUAAAAGCCAGGGUCAAACCCUGGAAAAGGUUGGGUUAUAUCUUCCUAGACCAGUUUUCUCACAUGGUCAAUUGUACGUUGCUGCAUCGAGAGUGACAUGCUAUAAAGGACUAAAGAUCUUGAUAGCAGGACAAGAAGAAGAAAAUUCCAUGUACACAAAAAAUAUUGUAUAUGAUGAAGUUUUUGACGAUCUCCACACAAGUCAUUGAUCAAUGAAUAUAGACGCCAAAGCCAAGAGCUGAAUUUCAGCCAAGAAUAUCAAAGUUGAAAAUCAACAAAAGAGUUCAAAUUGUG